Cavia porcellus (domestic guinea pig) is the source of this 2161-nucleotide messenger RNA. RefSeq names its product keratin 4 (gene Krt4). The record is from RefSeq and is a predicted model, not a curated record. Gene Ontology annotation, biological process: keratinization; intermediate filament organization. NCBI's taxonomy places the organism in Eukaryota, Metazoa, Chordata, Mammalia, Rodentia, Caviidae. The coding region runs from base 77 to 1672 and encodes 531 amino acids. Gene Ontology annotation, molecular function: structural constituent of skin epidermis. The transcript has 9 exons. Gene Ontology annotation, cellular component: keratin filament.
UGAGGGCUCUGGCAUUCACGGGCCUGGCCUUCUUACCUCUGUUUGGUAGCUCUGAGCUUGCUCUCCUCUCUCAGCCAUGAUUGCCAGACAGCAGGGUGUCCGGAGUGGGUCCCGGGCCUUUAGCAGUGGCUCAGCUGUUGUCGGUGGCGGCAAGAGGGUUGCCUUCAGCUCAGCCUCUGUGUCUGGGGGUGCAGGCCGCUGCUCUUCUGGUGGCUUUGGUAGCAGGAGCCUCUACAACUUCAGGGGGAACAAGAACAUCUGCAGCGUGGCUGGGUCCCGCCAAGGUGCCGGCUUUGGGUAUGCUGGAGGCUUCGGCGGCGCUGGCAGCUUUGGUGCUGGUUUCGGCGCUGGAGGCUUUGGUGGUGGAUUUGGAGGCUCCUUCAACGGUCGAGGUGGUUCCGGCUUCCCGGUGUGCCCCGCUGGAGGGAUUCAGGAGGUCACCAUUAACCAGAGUCUGCUGACGCCCCUCCAAGUGGAGAUUGACCCAGAGAUCCAGAAAGUACGGACUGAGGAGCGCGAGCAGAUCAAGACCCUCAACAACAAGUUUGCAUCCUUCAUCGACAAGGUGCGGUUCCUUGAGCAGCAGAAUAAGGUCCUGGAUACCAAAUGGAAGCUCCUCCAGCAGCAGACAACAACCACAUCCCCCAGAAACCUCGAUCCCUUCUUUGAAGCCUACAUCAGUGCUCUGAGGAAGCAGCUAGAUGCCCUGGCCAGUGAAAAAGGUCGUAUGCUGUCGGAGCUGAAGAUGAUGCAGGACAGUGUGGAGGACUUCAAGACCAAGUAUGAAGAUGAAAUUAACAAACGCACAGCUGCAGAGAAUGAUUUUGUGGUGCUCAAGAAGGAUGUGGAUGCUGCCUACAUGAUCAAGGUGGACUUGGAAGCCAAGGUGGACAGCAUUAACGAUGAGAUCAACUUCCUGAGGGUCCUCUAUGAAGCGGAGCUGUCUCAGAUGCAGAGCCAUGUUAGUGACACAUCUGUGGUCCUGUCGAUGGAUAAUAACCGUGACUUGGACCUGGACAGUAUCAUCGCUGAGGUCCGUGCACAAUAUGAGGAGAUUGCUCAGAGGAGCAAGGCUGAGGUGGAGGCCUGGUACCAGACCAAGGUCCAGCAGCUUCAGACCUCAGUUGAUCAACAUGGGGACAAUCUGAAAAGCACCAAGAAUGAGAUCUCAGAGCUCAACAGAAUGAUCCAGAGACUGCGGGCAGAGAUUGAGAAUGUCAAGAAGCAGUGCCAGACUCUGCAGACGUCUGUGGCUGAUGCAGAGCAGCGUGGGGAGCUGGCCCUCAAAGAUGCUUACAGCAAGCGCACAGAGCUCGAGGCUGCCCUGCAGAAGGCCAAAGAGGAGCUGACCCGGAUGCUGCGCGAGUACCAGGAGCUCCUGAGUGUGAAGCUGGCCCUGGAUGUGGAGAUCGCCACCUACCGCAAGCUGCUGGAGGGCGAGGAGUGCAGGAUGUCUGGAGAAUGCCAGAGUGCUGUGAGCAUCUCGGUAGUUGGUGGUAGCAUCAGCACUGGAGGCAUCGGCGGAGGAUUAAACAUUGGCGGAGGAUUUGGCCUGGGCAGUGGUUUUGGCUCUGGCUGUGGAAGUGGCUUUGGGUUUAGUGGUGGGGUCAGUGGCAGUUCUGGCAACAAGAUCAUCUCUACUACUUCCCUGACCAGAAGAUCCCAACUAUAAAGAAGAUGAGAUCUCCACAGGCCCCAGUGUUCACCUGGGCUGGCCCUCACGUCCUCACUUUGCUUCACUUCUAUCCUCCCUUCUUGGUGCUUGUCUUACCAGGGUCACCUCCACUCUCCCCUGGGCUCCCUCUGCUCCAAGGUGCUCUUUGUGCCUAGGACAUCCUUGGAAUUUGGUGACUUCUUCUCAAUUUGGGCCUCAAGAUCCAUCUGGAAUGGGAACAAGAGCACUGGCAGCUUUCACCUCCCAUGGACAGAGGAGAAUAUGAUCAGGAGCUCCAUCUCUAGGACUUUCAAGGUUUUACCUGUCCCCAUCUCAGCCCAGUGCUGCCCUCCAUCAGAUCCUGGAUAUCUGUCAACAUCAGAAACCCAUUCUCCAUCACCUGGCAGCACUUGGCUCUGCAGGGUUAGGAUAAGAACUGCUCAGUGUCCUAUUCAGCUCUUUGUAUUCCUUCCAUACAACUUCAGAUGACUCUUCAAUAAAAUGCUU